ACUCUCGACCAGGUAAGACAUGUUUGAUUGACUACCUGGUUGGCAGUAUUUGGACUAGGAUAUCUCCUUCAGGGGAAGGUAGACCUCAGUAUUGGUAUUACUGAGCAGGUAUAGGAUUAGGGUAUUCCUGUAUAGCCCCUGAAAGGAAGGAGGACCUCAGUAUUAUAGUUACUGGGCAGAGCGCGCUGUAAAACAAAAAGGAAAAUAUUCUCUCUGUGUCUCUUGCCUGUAUUGCCAUUAAGUAUUGGUGUUGGUAUUUUAAAAUGGGAAACUCAUACCCUAAGCCUGAGCCUGGAGAGACGCCUUCUGUUUGGAUGCAACGUUGUGGUCUAACAUACUUCGUUACUCCUUAUCUUGACAAUUUAGCUGGUUGGACUGAGGCAACCCCUCAGAUUCCACCUUACCCCAGAGAGGGUACAUUCGACCCAGGAUAUUUAGCCUCCGCGUAUCGCAUGAUUUAUGAAGGCCUCGGAGAUCCACAAUGGAAUCUCGGUUAUAUGCGGGAAUGUUAUGGGCGAUGGUAUGAGAUGAAGAAAAUCUGGGACGAGCAUAAAAACAUUUACACUCCAAAAGAGUAUUGAAGGGUAUUCCAAAACCCAGGACCCCAAAGGAUUCUGGUCUUUUAACUCCCAUACCACUCUCCAUUUCUCUCGCUAAACCGCCGCCUUAUUCGGGGAAGGGAAAAAAGGUAUUGCCCAAUGCGCCUGACUGCAACCCCAAACCACCUCCAGUGGCUAAUAUGUAUCCAUCGCUAGCCGCGAUGAAGGUCUCCGACACAGGAGAAACAUCAGCCAAGAAAAACCCAAAGAAGGGGCUAAAAAAGAAACCCAAGGACGAGGAAUCUAGUGAUUCCAGUUCCGACUCUAGCUCUGACAGCUCAGAUGAUGACAGUGACCCUGAUGAUGUUGGUCCCGAUGCUGGGACGCUUCCCGAUCCUCCCCCGUGGAAUGCAGCAUGUGUAUGGGUAGCUAAACCCUCAGGAGUACAGGUUACUCCGCCUUCACCAUCUGCUCUGAAAGAUAUCAUUAGUCUCUUGCCCCCCCCUGAUAAACCUCUGCCUUUUGUCGAUAUGUUAAUCAAAAGUUCGCGUAACUGUCAGCUGACUGGCGCAGAUUAUAGAUUCAUCUUGCAAAGUAAACUAGGCGAUAGUUAUGACGAGGAUAGUUUGCUUGGACACGUCCCGGUGUUAAAAUAUCCGAAUGACGAAGUAGUUAAUGAGGAGAUAAAGGAGGAGGAGGAGGGGGGAGAGGCGGCAGGAGGAGCAGAAGAAGGAGUAAGGCCGCGUAGAAAGAAGAAAACAACACGGGGCGUUGUCACCCCAUGCGUCAGCCCAUACAACACACCGGUUAAUCCUGUUCCAAAACCAGAUGGCUCGUGGAGAUUCACCCAAGAUCUGCGAAAAAUAAACGAACUGAUUAUUCCAGUCGCAACAAUUGUCCCUGACGUCUCCUCCGUUAUAGCCUCAAUUCCAUGUACUCAUACAGUCUUUUCUGUGAUUGACCUCUGUUCUGCUUUCUUCAGUGUUCCUGUAGGGAAGGAGACGCAGCCUCUCUUUGCCUUCACACACAGGGGGCAGCAGUACACGUGGACUAGGCUGCCACAGGGGUAUAUCGAUUCCCCCGCGGUCUUCUCAACCAGGCACAGCAUCUGGGGUGUUGGCUCAGGAACAUGGGGGAGGCAUGCGACCUUGUGCGUUUCUUUCAAAAUCCCUUGACUCUGUGGCUCAGGGUUUGCCAGACUGUCUUUGUGCUGUUGCCUCCUGUGCUCUGAUGGUAACUGAUGCUGAAAAGAUCGUUCUAUCUCAUCCUCUGAUUCUG
Molecule: messenger RNA, 1817 nt
Organism: Silurus meridionalis
Lineage: Eukaryota; Metazoa; Chordata; Actinopteri; Siluriformes; Siluridae
Exons: 2
Coding region: 740-1714 (324 amino acids)
Source: RefSeq, a predicted model, not a curated record